GCGCGAGGCAGCUGCUGGAAAACCGCGCUGGGAGGUACAGGGAAGUCAGUUAUGAGUUUUGCCCCUACUCUCAAAUUUGACCCUCACAACAACGCUAUGAGCUCUGCCUGCCCAGGCCUCUUACCUCCUCCAGAGGAGCAAAAGAAAAUGACCAAGUUUCAGGAAGCAGUGACAUUCAAGGAUGUAGCCGUGGUCUUCACCAAGGAAGAACUGGGAAUGCUGGACACCACCCAGAGGAAAUUGUACCAAGAUGUGAUGCUGGAGACCUUCAGGAACCUGCUCUCUGUGGGACAUGGGAAUCAAAAUAAGAUAGAGACUCUUGAAGAAGUUGUAUUAAGAUACCUUUUACAUGAAGAUCUUACAUCUUGGCCCAUGUGGGAACAAUUUACAAGUAAAUUUACCAGAAAUCAAGAUGUGAUAAUAAAUCCUCAAGGCAUCGUGUCUGAUUUGCUGAAACACAGUGAUUCCCUCUUUCCAAUAUGGGCAGGAGAAUCCGUUCAGGUUUCUGAAGAUGAGAGCCAUGUAAUGAAACUUCAAGGGGAAAGUUCCAGAAGGAAUAGAUGCAAAGAUUUUCCAAAUAGGACCACCUGGGAUUUGGGGAGGAAAAUAUAUCUGAGAGAGUCACAGAACUACCAAAUGGACUUAAUACAUAAAGUUUGUAAAUGUGAUCAGAGUGUUAUGAGAAAUGACUGUCAUCACCAUGAUCAUGGAGCACACAUUAGAGAGAAAGUAUUUAGCCAUAAUAAUUGUGGAAAAGAUUUGAAAUCAUCCCAGCAUAGUGUAAUCCACUCAGGAGAGCAAAUGUCUGAUGAGAAUGGAAAAGGUGUCAGCAUUGGCUUUAAGCAAUUGCACUUACGAGAGAAGCCUCAGAUAUUUAUUGAGUGUGAAAAGGGCAACAGUUAUAGCUCAGUGCUUCCUGUUCAUCAAAGUAUUCAUACAGGAGAGAAAUACUCAUGUGAUGAGGGCUUUGGUCAGAGUUCACAUGUGCAAACUAAUCAGAAAGUCAAGACAACAGAGAAAUCCUAUAAAUGUCAGUUGUGUGCUAAGAGCUUCAAUCAGAACUCUUCUUUUCCAGUGUAUGAAAUUAUUCACACAGGAGAGAAGCCAUAUAAGUUUGACAAGUGUGUGAAGGAAUUUAGUCAUAGCUUGGAUCUUAACAUUCACUGUGUAGACAAAACUGGAGAGAGAUCCUAUAAAUGUGGUAUGUAUCAUAAAGGUGUCAGUCAGAUAUCACAACUUUAUGCCCAUCAGGGAGCCCACAGUGGAGACAAAACAUACAAAUGGAAAGCAUGUGAUAGCAUAUUUAAUCAGAAUUCUGGUCUUCAUCAGAGUGUCCACAAUGGAGGGAAACCAUAUGAAUGUGAGCUGUGUGGUAAGGUCUUCAGGAAGGCCUUACAUCUUCAAGCCCAUCAGAGAAUACACAAUGGAGAGAAACCAUACAAAUGUGAUGUGUGUGAUAAGAACUUCAGCCGUAAUUCCUAUCUUCAAAUCCAUCAGAGAAUACACACUGGAGAGAAACCGUGCAAAUGUGAUGUGUGUGAUAAGAGCUUCAGAUGUAAUUCUCUCCUUCAUGCCCAUCAGAGAGUCCACACAGGAGAGAAACCAUACAAAUGUGAGACAUGUGGUAAAGACUUCAGCUGGAGUUCAGAUCUUCAAGACCAUCAGAGAGUCCAUACAGGAGAGAAACCCUACAAAUGUCCUGCAUGUGGUAAGGGUUUCACCAGGAGUUCACGUCUUCAAGCUCAUCAGGUUGUCCAUACAGGAGAGAAACCCUACAAAUGUAUAGUAUGUGGGAAAGGCUUCAUUUUGAAGUCUUCCCUUCGUGUUCAUCAGAGGAUCCACAAGGGAGAGAGACCCUAUAAAUGUGACAUAUGUAGUAAGAGCUUCCUUCAUGCCUCACGUCUUCAGGCCCAUCAGAGUGUCCACACAGGAGAGAAACCUUUCAAAUGUGUGACAUGUGGUAAAGUCUUCAGUCACAUUUCAAGACUUCGGUGUCAUCAGAGAGUUCACACAGGAGAGAAACCAUACAACUGUGCAACAUGUGGUAAGGACUUCAGCUGGAGGUCACAUCUUCAAGACCAUCAGAGAGUCCACACAGGAGAAAAACCAUAUAAAUGUGAGACAUGUGGUAAGGACUUCAAUCAGAUUUCAAAUCUUCAUGUUCAUCAGAGAGUUCACACAGGCGAGAAGCCAUACAAAUGUGAGACAUGUGGUAAAAACUUCAGCUGUAGUUCACGUGUUCAGUCCCACCAGAGAGUCCACACAGGAGAGAAACCAUACAAAUGUGAGACAUGUGGUAAGGACUUUAGCUGGAGUUCAGGUCUUCAGUACCAUCAGAAAGUCCAUACAGGAGAGAAACCGUACAAAUGUCCUGUAUGUGGUAAGGGCUUCUUAAGGAGUUCACGUCUUCUAGCCCAUCAGAUUGUCCAUACAGGAGAGAAACCCUAUAAAUGUAAACUAUGUGGGAAAGGCUUCAUUUUGAAGUCCUCCCUUCAUGUUCAUCAGGGGAUCCACACGGGAGAGAAACCGUAUAAAUGUGACAUAUGUAGUAAGCGCUUCAUUCAUGCCUCACGUCUUCAGGCCCAUCAGAGUGUCCACACAGGAGAGAAACCAUACAGAUGUGUGACAUGUGGUAAAGUCUUCGGUCUCAUUUCAAGACUUCGGUCUCAUCAGAGAGUUCACACAGGAGAGAAGCCAUACAACUGUGCAACAUGUGGUAAGGACUUCAGCUGGAGUUCACAUCUUAAAGACCAUCAGAGAAUCCACACAGGAGAAAAACCAUAUAAAUGUGAGAUGUGUGGUAAGGACUUCAAUCAGAUUUCAACUCUUCAUGUUCAUCGGAGAAUUCACUCAGGAGAGAAACCCUACAAAUGUCAUGCAUGUGGUAAAGGCUUCACCAGGAGUUCACGUCUUCAAGCCCAUCAGAGAGUCCAUAAAGAGAAACCCUACAAAUGUGAGGAGUGUGGGAAAGACUUCAGUUUGAAGUCUUAUCAUCAUAUUCAUCAGAGGAUCCACAUGGGAGAGGAACCCUUUAAAUGUGUUAUAUGUGGUAAGAGCUUCAUUCAUGCCUCUAAUCUUCAAGCCCGUAAGAGUGUCCACACAGAAGAGAAACCAUACAAAUGUGAGACAUGCGGUAAGGACUUCAGACGUAGUCUUCAGGCUCAACAGAGAGUUCAUACGUGAGCGAAGCCAUGCAAAUGUGAGACAUGUGGUUGUGCUUUAGUCAGAGUUCAUGUGUUCAAGUUCUUCAGAGAGUCCAUAAAGGUAAUAAAACCAGUACACAUGAUGUAUGUGGUAAAGGUGCUCUUCAGAGCUUAGACUUCUCAUUUUCAUCAGAAUACCUACACAGCAGAGAAUAUUUUUGUUAUGUAGUGUUUUAAGAAUUCAAAAGCUGAGUUGUUUAGUCAUGAGUUUUAACAUUUGGUUUUAUAAUUUGGGCUAAGUGAGGAACAGAGGUCUCCAAUGCCCCCAACAACCCUAAGAAAGCCAUCAGUUGCAUUGGCAUUUGCAGUCUGGGGAAACAUUGCACCUUGAAGAGAGUUACUGGUUAGUGAAAUACAGUUACACUUGGGACUUUUCCAUCUAGCCAAGUCCUUUGCCACGAGACCGUGACAGAUGGUUGGGCUAUGUACAGAGCCUUGGGGAAGCGCAGUUCAAGUCCAUCGUGGGCCUCCCUAGGAGAAGGUGAAUGCAGGCUGGCUUGAUUUUCCCAGGGAGAUACUAAAGAGAGCAUGAGCAAGAUUGAAUACAAAAUGAUAUUGACACAAUUGGGUACUAAUUUCUUAUAAUAAAACAGCGAUGUCUGGGACUGCAACAUACAAUGGUGGUGUUACCUUGUUUACUGCCUGAUCAUCUGUCACUCGCUGUGUUUUUGGCCAUACAGGACUAUUGAAGGGCCAUGGGUAGCUAUUAUUAUCCCCACCUGCUCCAUCUCUUUGAUGGUGGCUGAGAUUUCUUGGUGCCCUCCUGGAAGUUUAUAUUGUCUUAUAGCCAUGACCCUCCAGGGCGAGGGUUCUUUUACAGGGGGCCAUUUUGCCUGUCCCUUUAAGGCUGCUUUAAUCACUCUACACUGGAGGCAGAAUUCCUCUAUAGUAGUCUGCAAUGUGGUAUUCUGUAGAUUAAUUCUUAAAAUGUAUUCUGGUAUAGGGGAAAUAUAUACCAAAUAAAAUUAUUAUAAUUUUAAUAAACAAUCUAUUUGCAGCAUUUUUUCAUUGCCUACCAUUUUUAAUUUCCAGACCUGGUUAAAAAAAGUUUUUGUUUUAAAAUACACCACCCCGUUUUUCUGCACCCAGCCCUUCCCUCAUUGCUGCCUUAGGUGCUUAGGCCUUGGGGGCAGGGAUAGGAAAGAAAGAGGCUUAUCUUCUUCAAGCUGGAUUUAAAAGUUUUAAAUCAGCGUCAUGGGAUUUGUGAGAUUUUAUGCCCUACUUUUAAUUAUUUCCAAUUGUUAGAUCUAUUUCACUUACAGCUGUGAUCCAGACAAUUGGGAAAGGUCUUUGCCUUUUCUGGAGGCAGCCCUUUAGCAGCUUUCUGCUGCUCUAGGGAAAUUCCGGGAUGGUUUCCUUUUAACGUCCAGGUUUGUUGGCAGUAAUUACAGAACUAAGGCUUUAAACCCCCUGCAAAGAUGGUUUUUUGUUUUGUUUGUUUUCCUUUUUGGAAUCCAGGAGUAAAAUAAAUAUAUGCACUUAUUUUUAUGUAAUUCAAAUAGUGCUCUUUAAGAAAUUUUGUUAAUUUGUUAUUACCAUCCAGAGGUAUAAGAAUAUACAUUGAACAGGCAGACGAGACAGAAACAGAAAGUUAGUCACAAGAAACAGAAACACAAAUCUUUUGAAAGGGACAAAUACAGGAUUGAAUAUACAUCAUUCUUCCCACUUCUACCCUUUUUCAGAACAAUUGUAGUUGUAAAACAGAGUUCUUUCCAUAGAGCCAUUUCUCUCCUGAUUUUAAGUCAUAUUAAGGCCAGAUUGUGUUACAGAAAUAAACUUUUUUCUCAUAGGCUCAUAACUAAACUCUUUCCAGUAUUUUUUAAUACAGCCAAAAAGUUCCCAUUCUUUCCCCCCUUCCUCCUCCUCUGAGGAGUCUAUGGGGUCCCACGCUUUAGGGUCCUAUACAAGAAAGAUGGAAAUUAGUACUCUGAAAAAGCAGAGCGUGGCGCUAUAAGGGUUAGGACAAGGAGGGUGUGAGGACAGAGUUUGGGCAGGGCCUUGUGACACAGGAGGUGGAGAUUUGUUAGCAGCAGAUACCAGGGAAGGGGAGUUUCAGUGCUUUGUUUAUAAUACAUUUUUUCCUCCUCUGAGGAGAUCUGAUGACUUUUAAUGUUUGUCCAGGUCAAGCAGGGGGCUGUGUGAAAUCACUAUGGAGGGGAGGGUACCCAGGCCCGGGGUCCCCAUGUUAAAUUAUUUUACUACCUCACUUUUACAGGAUGAAAGAAUACUUAUCCUUUAUAACAAUUUGCCUUUAAGAGUGAGAAUUGUUUUCUGAAAGAAGGUCAGAAUAAUAUUAACAAGGAUAUUCUGAUACAAAAUCUUUGUCAUUUAGACAGUACUCAGAUGGUUAAGAUAAACUUCUUAUAACCUUGCAUUAAGCGCAGACUAACAAUCUACCUUAUGUUAAUAGAGAAAAAAAACCCAGUUUUAUAUAAAUAAGGGGUUUUACACAAAAUCUCUUAUUUUUAAAAAAGAAUAUUAUAAACAAUCUUAUCAAAUUUUGGUCAGCAUUGACUGUGACAGUUCAUUUUCAUAAACCUACAAAUUCCAUAUCCAUUCAGGGCUUGUACUCAACAAUGACUACAGACAAAAUUCACUUUCAUCCUGGGAAUACAUAAGUUCACAAAAUAACAUGGGGGGACUUUGCUGUGAGGCACUUGGUGGCCAGUGAGAUCUGCUAAGGUAUUCUUAAAGAUACAGAGAUUAUCUUGAAAGCCUUAGAGCAGCACUGUCUUAAGUGAACAGGGUGGGAAUCUUAUCCUUAAGUCCCUGCAAUUCAAAAGCAAAUAGGUAUUCUGGAUUGUAGCUGAUGUUCUCACAAACAUUGAAGACUCAUGGCUUGAUAUGCCAAGAACUCUAUCAUAGGGUUUGCCCUUAUGAGGCUCAUUACUGCAAAGGAGAGGCUAAACCUGCUUAAAAUUGUGCCUAAAAGUCUCCCACUGAGUAUCUCUUUUUUGCUCAGAA
Messenger RNA from Choloepus didactylus (southern two-toed sloth), 6167 nucleotides. Its product is annotated as zinc finger protein 233-like. Gene Ontology annotation, biological process: negative regulation of transcription by RNA polymerase II; regulation of cytokine production; regulation of immune system process. NCBI's taxonomy places the organism in Eukaryota, Metazoa, Chordata, Mammalia, Pilosa, Megalonychidae. The record is from RefSeq and is a predicted model, not a curated record.